Messenger RNA from Macrobrachium nipponense, 843 nucleotides. Its product is annotated as SCAN domain-containing protein 3-like. NCBI's taxonomy places the organism in Eukaryota, Metazoa, Arthropoda, Malacostraca, Decapoda, Palaemonidae. The coding region runs from base 1 to 843 and encodes 280 amino acids. The transcript is spliced from 3 exons. The record is from RefSeq and is a predicted model, not a curated record.
AUGUCUGGAGCGAAGAAAAGAAAGUAUUCAGAUGAAUAUAUCAAGUAUGGCUUCACUGUUACAGAGAGGAAUGGAAUUCAUCUCCCUCAGUGUGUCAUAUGCCAUGCAGUCCUCAGUAAUUACGCCUUAAGACCUGGUCGUCUGGAGCGACAUUUGAGCACAAACCACAAAGAAUUAAAAGAAAAGCCAAAGGAGUUCUUCACAGCCAAACUACAUGAGCUGAGUCCUCUUUGCUCAGAUCUGGGCACUGGUUACAAGGCUCUCCUGUUUCACACGGAAGUCCGCUGGCUUUCCAAGGGAAACAUGCUGAGUCGUCAUUACGAGCUCAAGGAUGAAAUGGAAAUUUUCUUGCAGAAGCAGAAACAAGAGAAACUAAAACAUGAGCAGUAUGACUUGACAAAAGAAGUUUUAUCACAUCUGGAUUCCCUUGCUGAGGAAUUUAUGCACUAUUUUCCAGAUGUCAAAAUGGAGAAUUCUCUUUGGACAUUAGUGCAGAAUCCAUUUAACACUGGUGUGGAAUUGUUACUGGAGUCACUGCAAGAGGAAGCCAUCGAUUUGAAAUGUGACUCAAGCGCGAAAAGGGACUUUGAAACAAUGAAGUUAGAAGAGUUUUGGGUGAAAUAUCACCCUAUGUACCAAAAAGUAGGUGAAGAAGCACUUCGUGUGAUUCUUCCCUUUUCUUCUACUUAUCUUUGUGAAGCAGAGUUUUCAGCUCACGUUGUCCUGAAAACAAAACAGCCCAACCGACUUGAUGUAGAAAAUGACUUGCAUUGUGCGCUGUCAUCCUUCAAUCCUAGAAUUUCUAAUCUUGUGAGGAAAAAGCAGCAGCAUACAUCUCACUAA